Molecule: messenger RNA, 642 nt
Organism: Besnoitia besnoiti
Lineage: Eukaryota; Apicomplexa; Conoidasida; Eucoccidiorida; Sarcocystidae
Exons: 1
Coding region: 1-642 (213 amino acids)
Source: RefSeq, a predicted model, not a curated record
AUGAACGAAAAGAGGCCGUACGCGCGGGCAUCGCGCGGCGCAAAAGACCUGAACGCGAUAUGCAGACACGACGACGAUGCCUCGCCAGCAAUCGGCUCAUCUUCUUGCAAGCUCUGGCAACCGCCCUUUCCUGCAUCAGCAACAACGCCUGCCUUUCCGGCAGCGGCACGACUGCGGAACGAGAAAGAGAAGCGACUGCGCGGCAAAAAAAGAGAAAGGCCGUGUGCCAACGAGGAUGCCCAAAAAGCCCCUCGACGCUGUGCAACCAGUCGUGCGAAGAAGAAAAGGACCACACGGCUCGGCUGCGUGGAGAACGAAACCCGCGACAGGGCGGAGGGGAAGGCAGCGCGGCGGCGGACGUCUAAGCCGCUGCCGCUGCCGCCUCGGAAUGCGCUGGAAACAUCACUGCGGGCGGAGGCGACCUUCCUGCUGCUCAUGAACCUUGCGUUCUCGCUGCGCGCGACACUGAGGUCGCAGAUCCUCCAGAUUUUUCUGCUUUCCUUUAGCAAGUCGCGCGACGACUUGAGCGCCACAAGCCCGCCGACACCGGCGUCCACACGCUGCAGUCUCAACGGGGCGCGAAACGCCGACAGCAGCAGCACCGUCGUGGCUACUCUGCUCCACGCCGGCAAAAAAAUGUAG